Messenger RNA from Adineta steineri, 240 nucleotides. The record is from the annotation of a GenBank genome assembly. NCBI's taxonomy places the organism in Eukaryota, Metazoa, Rotifera, Eurotatoria, Adinetida, Adinetidae.
AUGCAAUCAAAACUUAUGAAAUUCAUCGCAUUAAUUUUUGUUGGUCUUGUCUUAUUAACAAUGACAGCUUCUGUUCAAGGAGAACGUAUUCGUUGUGAGUGUUCUGGAAACGUCGAACACACUGGUCGUUGUUGUAGUGCAAGCAACGGUGUUAUGGAACAUGGUCGAUGUUUUUACGAACGCGAUAAUCUAUUUCUCGGAUGCUGUCAAAGAGAACACCGUCAAGGCGUUUGCACCUAA